UGCUUAAUUUCAGCCAAUCAGGUGUGCAACCCACACGCAACGUGAUUAAUAUUCAUGAAUCAUGAGCCAAUCCUUCAACAGAUUCGGCGGUUUGAUCAGUGAAUAAGAACAUUGCUCCUCUGCUUAAACUUGUUUUCCGAUUAUUUUUAAGAUAUUAUGUAAUGCAAUACAAUCCUCUUUCCCAAGAAGGAGACUGAACGGCGAUGGAACAGGUAGCCUGCAGCAAUUUCAGAUCCAUAAGGGCCAAGUUUCAGGAAGAGCUCCAGGUGAGGGACAGACCUGUGCUUCCCGAGAAACCCAAACGCCUCCCGACAGCCGGCGUGGGCCGCUCUGGUCCGAGCUGUUCAGCUGUGGAAACCAUGAGUUCAGCUGUGGAAACCAAGACCCCUAGUCUACCCCGGGCCAUUUUCAGAGAAGACCUGAAAACGCCCUUUGGGAGACGGCCUGUGUCUUUCCCAAGCUUCCCCAACACAACAUCUGAAGUCAGCAGGUCUGGUGAGGACAGGCACAACAGGCAGUCGCUCAAAGUUCGGCAUUUGCCCCUCGUGUUGCCGCUUUCAAACGAGCCACCGCAUGAUUCUUCAGCUCCUUGCUCAAAGAGAAUCCCAUCACCUCUCAAAUGCAUCCGGAAGCAAUUCCCUACGCCUUUCAGCUUGACCAAAGUUUCAGCGUCUGGCAAAGACAUGGGUAAAAAUGGUCCUAAAAGUACUCAGAGUGUUGAGACCGGAGAGUCAAACCCGUGUGCGAGUCUCGAGCGCUCCGCUACUCCUUCUCCGAGCGACGGAUCGUCCCUGGCGGACUCGUCUUCUGGGACGGGGAGUGUUAGCCACUUCUUUGACCAGCAUGUGUUGAGCACGCUGGAGAAAGCCAAGAGGAAGCUGUCCCACAAGAGCCUGCUGGUGUGUGGCCGACCCAAGGGCUUCUACAUCAGCAAAGCCACCGAGAGUCCUCCAUCUCCUCCUGCCCGUCCAGAGACGUCCUCUCCUCGGAAGAGCAGAGCGGCACACACCGCUGUGACGGAGCUGGCUUUAGUCCUGCAGACCGGACCACCACGCAAACCUCUCCCUGACCCCACAUCCCUCGGGCCGGGGCCCUCAAAGCCUCCGCGACCCCCGCGUGUGGACCUCCACAGAUACACGGCUGCACGACACGCCACUGAAGCGCUCGCUGCUGAACCGGAGCCUGAUGUUUCUGCUCCCGCUGAUGCGUCACUAGAGGACACGAGUUUACCUCCUCCCGAAUUCCCCGAUUUUGAAGUGUGUGCAGCCGAAGCGGCGGACAGCGACGCCGUCGACCUGGCAGCCCUGGAGCUGGAGGCCACAGAGUUCCCCGACUCCUUGCCUCCUCCUCCACCAGAGGAACACGACAACCCGGUCACAUGUUCUCCCGGGGAUGAUGGACCACACGACACGCCGUCAGCUGACGCUCUCGCUCAGGCCACAAGCACAGGCGUCUCUGCCACCUCUGACCUCAGGAUGAACGGAUCACACACUGAACACCAGCAACCAGUUUUUCCUAAGGAGAGGCGUUUGCAUGGGACAUUUGACAAUGUUUAUGAGGAUGUGGAGACUGUUCCCAAGUUUCCUUUUGUCCAACACUCGUUCAAGAGUAAAGCAGCUCCUAAAAACCCGUAUGCGGAUAACGGCCAUGUGAAAGAAGAGACUUGGAAGAAUAUAUGGCAUGUCCCUCAGUGGUCUAAUGCAGCUGAAGAUCACAAUGGCCACAGUCACAACGACAGAAAGAAGAUGAGCCCUGAACACCAGGAGGAUAAAGAGCUGAAGAAGAAGGAGAAGCAGCGUCUGGAGAAGGAGAAGAAAGAGCAGAAAGAGAAGGACAAAAAGAGAAACAUGUUGCACAAGAAAUUUAAAAUCACCGGACUGGAAGAGCCCAUGUAUCGCGCCCGAGUGCUGGCGGCCAGCAAACUCCGCAAAUACGACCUGCCCGUCAAAAGUGGGGAUCUCAUCAGCAUCAUCCGAACGGUCAACUGCCCCAAGGGCAAAUGGCUGGCCCGAGACGCCAACAACAAAUACGGCUACAUCUCCGUGAUGAAUGUGGAGUUGAACAUCAAGGAGAUGCUGGAGCUGGGGAAGAAGGCGUCGCAGGCCGCCGGACGAGGCCAGACCGACGGAGAUAACCUCAGCUUCAGCAGCAGGUCGUCUCAUCAGAAUCCGGUGUUCACCAGCAGCUUCACGGAUGACAGUGAGGAGUGGAUGUAUGAGGAUGACACCUUGUCUCUCUCCGCUGAAAACUCGAGUCAGGUGAAAGCGGUCUCCAUGCCUGAGAUCUGUGAGUGUGUUUCUGCUCUCUCUGCGCUGAGCUUGAUGUGUUCUGUUCACUGUACUCUGGUCUCUCUCUUCUCAGUCGACAGCACCUCCUCGGCUCAUCAGACGUUCAGUGACUGGAGCAUUGAAGACGUCCACACACAAGAAGCAGAACACUUCCAGUUUGCAGAUGUUGAUCUUCUGCCUCCUCCGGCACUUUACGCCGACUCUCUUUGAGCCUGCGUGAGGUUGAUUUCAUACCUCGAUCAUAACCAAGGAAAUCCACAUUUCUUCAGGAGCUGGCGUUUGGAAAAAACUGGGCUUCAGUUUUACAGGUCGUCAGUCCUGUGUCUGAAGACUCGGUUUAACAUUACAAGUGCAAAGAGAAAAACUGUGGCGUUUAAUGAAAGUGAACUCUUGAGGUUUGAAGUGUUGCAUUGGCACUGAGCGGCGAGGGCUCGAUCGAGGACGGAUAACACAAUGGCAGAUUAGGGGUUUUAAUGAAAUGAGGGUGUGGCACUUUGUCAUAUGAACUAUUGAAUGAAUUGCUAAAGGAUUGAGAGAAACUUGUGCAUGUUAUCGAUUAAUUCACCUUUGCUUUUGUCGUUGUGUAUCUCAUUGUGUGGGAACUUUGGAAGUUGGUGGUUUGAUUACAUGUUUAUAAAUUGAAAACUUGUAAAUGUUGGCGUGAAAUAAAUGGAUCCAGCAGUG
Pimephales promelas (fathead minnow) is the source of this 2972-nucleotide messenger RNA. The record is from RefSeq and is a predicted model, not a curated record. NCBI's taxonomy places the organism in Eukaryota, Metazoa, Chordata, Actinopteri, Cypriniformes, Leuciscidae.